Molecule: messenger RNA, 1974 nt
Organism: Colletotrichum orchidophilum
Lineage: Eukaryota; Fungi; Ascomycota; Sordariomycetes; Glomerellales; Glomerellaceae
Product: 3',5'-bisphosphate nucleotidase
Exons: 3
Coding region: 1-1974 (657 amino acids)
Biological process (GO): sulfate assimilation
Molecular function (GO): 3'(2'),5'-bisphosphate nucleotidase activity
Source: RefSeq, a predicted model, not a curated record
AUGGCUGAAUCCCACGCCAAUCCGGAUCUGCCGCCGGACUACGCGGCUGACGCUGCUGCCGUCCAAGAGGGCAUUCCACCAGACACACUUCGCUUGGCAGGCCGGUACAUCCAUUCCGCCAACUCCCGGAACAUCGACGCGCCUGGCAUCUUUGAGAUCAACCAUCAGAUAGAUUUUCUGCGGGAGACUGAUACACUGGUGGAGUUCAGCCGUAUCGACUACAGUAUCAAGAAACGCGCCUACGAUUCCGGCCUUGCUCCUGAAAUCGUUUCGAAUCCGAGGCACAUCUUUAACUUGGAGCGCCCGCCCGCCAUCAUUCAAGAAGCUUUCCCGUACUACAUUAAACCAACAUCUCGGAGCGGUCUGGGUAGCAUCGGGCUCAAAUUUCUGAAAAUCGGAAAGAGCGAGUGUAAAGCGUGGCUUGUAGGUCGUAAGGCGAACAACAGGAUUGAGUACGAGGCGCGAGAGCUGUUAUUUGACGUUCGGCGCAACAAUGAAGUCUUUGACUGGCUCGACCGUAACGGAUCGAGAUUGGCAGUGGAGGAAGCCCAGGCGGGCAUGUACAGCCUCAACAUUCUCGUGUCCUUGGACCGGGCGAUGCGAGAUGCAUUGUCGGAUCUGAAGCUUUUGAAGGCGGAGACGGGGCCCGCUUUUCGAGCCGGGGCUGCCGACACCGAUGCCGGGGCCACAGCUUACCACGUCACCGGAGUUCUCCCGGCAAAAUUUGCGUCGGGAAGGCACUUGGAAAAAGAGCGCCUAACCUUGUGGUACUCACUGAACCCACUCUGCACGAUCAGCGCUGUCAAAUCCACCCCACCUAUCAUCGAGACUCCUCACCACCACCCACCUCAUCUCAUCUCACUCCACGGCAAAUCCCAUCCUUCAACGACGACCAUGGACGGACCGUACGCUCGGGAGUUGGCAACUGCCAUCGCAGCAAUCCAGCAUGGCGCCAAGCUCAGCCGCCGCGUCCUCGUCAAAGAUGACAAGGGCGUCGUGACAAAGGAGGACCUCAGCCCAGUCACCGUCGCCGACUUCGCCAUCCAGGCCCUCUUGACGAGCACACUACACGCCGCCUUCCCCGACGAUAAGUUUGUGGGCGAAGAGUCCGCCGCCGACCUCCGCGAAAACCCCGAACUCCUCGCGUCCGUAUGGGCACUGCUGCAGCAGGUCGAGAACGACAAGGAGGCCGAUUCACUAUGCAAGCUGCCGGCGUCCCCAGAAGAGAUGUGCGACAUGAUUGACUGGUGCGGCCUGAGCGAUCCUUCACCAACCGGUCGCUUCUGGGUGUUCGACCCCAUUGACGGGACAAAGACGUUUGUGCGAGGCGAGCUCUACGCCAUCAACGUAUGCUUGAUGGAGGACGGGAAGCAGAGCGUCGGCAUCGUCGGUCUGCCGCUGCUCUCGGCCGACGCAAAAGCGCCCAUCAACAACGACUCCAUCGACCCCACCGGCACCGGCAGCAUCAUGUUCGCCGUCAGAGGGCACGGAACAUUUAUCCGGCCGCUUCCAGGCCCAAUCGAUCUCGCGCCCGCAAAGAUCCCCCGCCAUGCCGAUGUGGACACGCAAUCCUUGGUCUCGGUGACCUGCAUCGAGGGCUCCGAAUCGGGGGCGCCGGGGAUCCACCAAAAAGUCGCCAACCGCCUCGGCGUCGCGUACCCGGGCAACGACCUGCUCGGCUGGGUGCUGCGGUGGACGGUCCUCGGUCUCGGCCAGGCGAAUUGCACGUUUUGGGCCUACAGGCGGCGCGACCGACUUGCCAAGAUUUGGGACCACGCGGGCGCCAUGCUGCUUUUCGAGGAGGUGGGCGGGAAGGUUACGGACGUGGACGGCAACCCUGUCAAUCUCGUCGCGGGACGGAAAAUGAAGGCCAACUACGGUUUCAUUGCGGCACCGCCGUCGGUUCACGCGAGGGUUCUAGAGGCAGUGAGAGAGACGCUGAGGGAAGAAGGUCUGCACGAGCUCUUGGGGUGA